Molecule: messenger RNA, 3428 nt
Organism: Mercenaria mercenaria
Lineage: Eukaryota; Metazoa; Mollusca; Bivalvia; Venerida; Veneridae
Product: zinc finger protein 91-like
Exons: 3
Coding region: 222-2990 (922 amino acids)
Source: RefSeq, a predicted model, not a curated record
UAUGAAGACAGUAGAUGGAUUUCAACUUGUAAUAAUUCAUCAAUGUAAAGGGAAUGCAAGGCAAAGUUGAAUAAUACAUGCAGACAUAGUUUUGGUAUGAAAUACAGAACAAAAGAAGGGUUUAAACUAAGGGAGAAUACUACUUUGAAAGUGUGCAAGGAGCUACAACAGUAACGAGCAUCUUAAUACAGAAAACAUUUGACAAUACAUACAGGAGAGCAAUGUUUGAGCCAAUGCAUGAUAUUCAAGAAGAAACAGCUGAAGAUAUAAAAAUGCACAAAGCAAAGAAAAACUUUAAAUGUGAUGCUUGUGAUUUUUCAUCUAAAUCAAGUAGUAGACUGAAUAUUCACAUGAGAAUUCAUACAGGAGAGAAACCCUUUAAAUGUAAUGUUUGCGAUUAUGCAGGUAGUGAAAGAAGUCAUUUGAUGACACACAUGAGAAUUCAUACAGGAGAGAAACCCUUUAAAUGUAAUUUUUGUGAUUAUGUAGGUAGUCAAAAAAUUCAUUUGAAGAGCCACAUGAAAAAGCAUACAGGAGAAAUGAGCUUUCAAUGUAAUAUUUGUGAUUAUGCAAGUUGCAUAAAAAGUAACCUGAAGAAACACAUGAGAAAACAUACGGGAGAGAAGAGAUUUAAAUGUGAUCUUUGUGAUUAUAGAUUUAAUACAAAGUGUAAUCUGAAGAUACACGUAAAGAGAAAACAUACAGGAGAGAAACCCUUCAAGUGCAAGAUAUGCGAUUAUGCAUGUGUUGAAAGGAGUGAGCUGAAGGUCCAUAUGAGAAUACAUACUGGAGAAUAUUUUUAUGAAUGUACAAUUUGUGAUUAUGCAUGUAAUCAAGCCACUAAUCUGAAGAGACAUAUGCUUAAACACACAGGGGUACGAAGCUUUAAAUGUGAUAUUUGUGAUCAUGCAUUUUACACAAUUUAUGAGCUAAAAUUACAUAUGGGAAUACAUACAGGAGAUAAAUGCUAUAAUUGUGAUAUUUGCGGUUCUGCAUUUAACUUGAAAAGUAGUCUGACAUCGCACAUUGGAACACAUUUAGGAGAGAAACGCUUCAGCUGUGAUUUUUGUAACUAUGUUUGUAAUAAUAGCAGUCAUCUUAAAGAGCAUAUGACAAUACAUGCUGAAGAGAAAAGCUAUAAGUGUAAGUUUUGUGAUUAUUCCUGCAACUCGAGAGCUUAUCUGAGAACACAUAUCAAUAUACAUACAGGAGAAGCAAAGAUCUUCAAAUGUGAUGUUUGUGAAUAUUCAUGUCACCAUCGCAGUAAUCUGAAUAGACAUAUGGCAAUACAUACAGGAGAGAAACGCUUUAAAUGCAAUAUGUGCGAUUAUGUGUGUAAUGUAAGAAAUUCUCUGAACACGCAUAUGGCAACGCAUACAGGAGAAAAACGCUUUAAAUGUGAUGUAUGUGAUUGUGCAUACCACGAUGGCAGUAGACUGAAGAGGCAUAUGAUAGUACAUACAGGGGAGAAACCUUUUAAAUGUGAUGUUUGUGAUUAUGCAUGCAAUCUAAAAAGCAGUCUAAAAACACAUAUGAACAUUCAUACAGGAGAGAAAAGUUUUAAAUGUAAUAUUUGUGAUUAUGCCUCCUACCAGAGCAGUAGUCUGAAGAGACAUAUGGCAACACAUACCGGAGAGAGACGCUUUAAAUGCAGUUUUUGUGAUUAUGCAUGUAUUCAAAAAAGAUCUUUGAUCAAGCAUGCUUUGAAAGUGAACAGAAUGGAUCUGAAUUCUGAUCAGACUGCACGGUUCUGCAAAGCCAAAACUACAAGAAUAACUAUCAUCUUAAUGCAGAAAAUGCUUCACAUACAGGAGAAAAUGUUUGAAAUUAAGGAUGAUAUUCAAGCAGAAAACAAGGAAAAUACAAAAAUGCAGGACAUAAAGAAAAGAUUUAAAUGUGAUGUUUGUAAUUUUGCAUCUAAAUCAAGGAAUAAACUGAAGGUUCAUAUGAGAAUUCAUACAGGGGAGAAACCCUUUAAGUGCAAGAUAUGCGAUUAUGCAUGUGUUGAAAGCUCCAACCUAAAGGGCCAUAUGAGAAUACAUACAGGAGAAUAUCUAUAUAAAUGUAAAAUGUGUGAUUAUAAAUGUAAUCAAUCCAGUAAUCUGAAGAGACAUAUGCUAAAACACACAGGAGUGCGAAGCUUUAAAUGUGAUGUUUGUGAUCAUGCAUUUUACACAAUUUAUGAGCUAAAGAAUCAUAUGGAAAUACAUACAGGGGAUAAAUGCUAUAAUUGUGAUAUUUGCGGUUCUGCAUUUAGGUCGAAAAGUACUCUAACAGGACACAUUGAAACACAUGUAGGGGAGAAACGCUUCAGCUGUGAUUUUUGUAACUUUGUUACAAAUACUAACGGACAUUUAAAGGAACAUAUGGCAGUGCAUACUGAAGAGAAGAGUUAUAAAUGUCAGUUUUGUGAUUAUUCCUGCAACUCAAAGGCUUAUCUGAGGACACAUAUGAAUAUACAUACAGGAGAGGCAAAGAUCUUUAAAUGUGAUGUUUGUGAUUAUUCAUGUCACCAUCAGAGUAAUCUGAAGAGACAUAUGGCAAUACAUACUGGAGAGAAACGCUUUAAAUGCAAUAUGUGCGAUUAUGUGUGUAAUGUGAGAAAUUCUCUGAACCGGCAUAUUGCAAUGCAUACAGGAGAAAAACGCUUUAAAUGUGAUGUCUGUGGUUAUGCAUAUCACGAUGGCACUAGUCUGAAGAGACAUAUGAUAGUACAUACAGGAGAGAAACCUUUUAAAUGCGAUGUUUGUGAUUAUGCAUGCAAUCUAAGAAGCAGUCUAAAAACACAUAUGAAGAGACAUACUGGAGAGAAAAGCUUUAAAUGUAAUAUGUGUGAUUAUGCCUCCUACCAUAGCAGUGGUCUGAAGAGACAUAUGGCAACACAUACAGGAGAGAGACGCUUUAAAUGUGGUUUUUGUGAUUAUGCAUGUAAUCAAAAAAGAUCUCUGAUCAGGCAUAUGAAACUACAUACUGAAGAAGAAUGUAAAUGACAUGUCUGCACAUAUACAUGUACUCAAGAAUUUACAUGCCUUAAAAUGAAUAUCCAAAAACAGAAAGAGGAGACAAUCUUUAAAUGUGAAGUAUGUGACUGUGCAUUUACAACAAGAGGUAAUCUAAGACAAAACAUACAGGACAAGAAAUGAUAAAAAGGUGAUAUUGAAUGAAUAGGUCUUUUGUACAUAUAAGCUGUGACCCCUAUAUGUAUUUAUAGAAUGCCCUUGGUCUAAUAUGAAAAUGCAUACAGGAGAGUAAUGUUUAAUAUGGUGCAUGUAUGUAAGAUGGUGUAAUCAAAGCAGUUAUCCGAAGAAACAAUUGAAAAAAAAAAUUUUUGAACAUGAUUUAUUAUUAAUCAUGUAUAAUAUUCAAAUAAAUCUUUUCAAAAAAGUUGGUUAAAUUGUAACACAAAUCACACGUGCUUAGAUAUUUUA